Molecule: messenger RNA, 381 nt
Organism: Naegleria lovaniensis
Lineage: Eukaryota; Heterolobosea; Eutetramitea; Acrasida; Naegleriidae
Exons: 1
Coding region: 1-381 (126 amino acids)
Source: RefSeq, a predicted model, not a curated record
AUGCCUCAAAAAGCACCUUCGUUGAACAGCGUUGUUGAAGUCAUUGUUGUGGAUGAUUCACAAACUCCGACAACCCCUGCAAACCAAAACAACAAUUUCAAUGCCAAUCAUGACAACACCAAUGUUGAAAAACUACUUGAUCCGAGCGUUUUAGAAUUAUCUCUAGAAAAAGUCAUUGAUUUAGAAACGGGUGAUGAUCCGACCCAUAAAAAAUUUAUGGAUAAAAGUAAUGAAAAUAUACUAACAGAGAAUCAACAAGAAAAAUCAAGUCCUGGUAUAACAACAAGAAGAAUUUCUACUCCAAGUAUAAUACCCGAUGAAACGAUCGAGGUGACAAAUUCUCAAGAGCAUGGAGCUCACAUUCAUCUAGCCAAUCACUGA